CACACUUCUUUAGCGCUCUCUCUCUCUCUCUCUCUCUCUCUCUCUCUCUUUAUCUUCCUCUCUUUUGCAAAAUCAAAUUCCUCAAACUUCACAUUUUACAAACACUCUCUUCUUUCUCAUAUCAAACACAACAAGAAACUAAAAAUAUCACUGCAGAAAAGAAAUAGAAAUUAGUUACGAAGCUCGUCCUAAUCUGCACUAAAUUGCUCGUAGCUAGCAUAAAUUUUUGAUAAUCUACUUAUUCGUCACUUAAUAGCAACAGAUUUUGCUGUUUAACUACAAAAUUUAUCUGUCGCUAAUUCCUGUUUUUUUUCAGUACUGAAUGGACGGAAGUUGCAUGGAUCAAGAGAUCAGCACAAUUAGUGAUUCUUCAUCAAUUGCUCCGUCACUAACAUCAACUUUUCCGGCGAGUUUGCACCGAAUGGGAAGUGGAGGCAGCGUUAUAAUAGACGCAGAAUUAAAUGGUAUAGAAGCAGAGUCCAAGAAUAAUAAUAAUAAUAAACUUCCUUCUUCAAGAUUCAAAGGUGUAGUCCCUCAGCCAAAUGGUCGAUGGGGUGCACAAAUAUACGAGAAACAUCAAAGAAUUUGGCUUGGAACUUUCAACAAUGAAGAUGAAGCAGCAAAAGCUUAUGAUAUCGCCGCACAGAGAUUCCGUGGCAGAGACGCCGUAACGAAUUUCAAGCCCUUGUUUGAUAAUUGCAAAAAAGAGGAAAUUGAGAUUGAGAUAUCGUUUUUGAAUUCUCGUUCUAAGGCAGAAAUCGUCGACAUGCUACGUAAACACACGUAUAGUGACGAACUUGAACAUAUGAAAAAGGUUUAUACUUUCGAGAAUAAUGGAAAAAGCAGUGGGGCGACUUUUUCAUUUAAUAAUGAAAAAGUCACGAACAGAGCUCGCGAACUGCUUUUUGAAAAAGCAGUUACACCGAGCGAUGUGGGAAAGCUUAAUAGGCUUGUGAUUCCCAAACAACACGCAGAGAGAUAUUUCCCUUUGAGGGAAAAUGGUGAUAGUAGUACUUCUAAAGGGGUGUUGCUAAAUUUGGAAGAUAUGAAUGGGAAAGUUUGGAGAUUUCGAUAUUCGUAUUGGAAUAGUAGCCAAAGUUACGUGCUAACUAAAGGGUGGAGUCGUUUUGUUAAGGAGAAGAAGUUGAAGGCUGGAGAUAUUGUUAGUUUUGAACGAUCUACUGGAGUUGGAGUUGAUGAUAAGCGGCUUUAUAUUGACUGGAAGGCUAGAAAAUCUAGCGGUCCAGUUUUGGAUAAAAUACAAGUUCAAGUUGAGCCAGUAAAAAUGGUGAGAUUAUUUGGAGUUAAUAUAUGCAAGGUACAAGAUGUAAGUGGUAAUGUUGUUGAAAAUAAUUGCAAUAGUGGCGGUGGUGGCAAAAGAAUGAGGGAGAUGGAGUUGUUGGCAUUUGAGUGUAGCAAGAAACAAAGGGUUAUAAUUGAUGCCUUGUGAACACUAACUAUAUUUUUCUUUUGUUUGUAAUUUUUUUUCUUUUUUUCUUUUUGUACUUCAAGCCGGCUCUUAGAUGUUCCAAUUGCUAACUAUCAAUUGUACAUUAGUAUUAUUAGAAAAAGGAUGGCUCAAAAGGAGAGCUUAUCUCAAUUAUUAUGAAAACACACAUGAAAGAAGGAACUAGAGACAAGAAAUUAAUUUUUA
Lycium ferocissimum is the source of this 1654-nucleotide messenger RNA. Its product is annotated as AP2/ERF and B3 domain-containing transcription repressor RAV2-like. Gene Ontology annotation, molecular function: DNA-binding transcription factor activity; DNA binding. The record is from RefSeq and is a predicted model, not a curated record. NCBI's taxonomy places the organism in Eukaryota, Viridiplantae, Streptophyta, Magnoliopsida, Solanales, Solanaceae. The coding region runs from base 323 to 1450 and encodes 375 amino acids. The transcript has a single exon. Gene Ontology annotation, biological process: regulation of DNA-templated transcription.